Messenger RNA from Callorhinchus milii (elephant shark), 2776 nucleotides. RefSeq names its product circularly permutated Ras protein 1. Gene Ontology annotation, biological process: COPII-coated vesicle cargo loading; intracellular protein transport; endoplasmic reticulum to Golgi vesicle-mediated transport. Lineage: Eukaryota; Metazoa; Chordata; Chondrichthyes; Chimaeriformes; Callorhinchidae. The transcript is spliced from 20 exons. Gene Ontology annotation, molecular function: zinc ion binding; SNARE binding. The record is from RefSeq and is a predicted model, not a curated record. Gene Ontology annotation, cellular component: COPII vesicle coat; endoplasmic reticulum exit site. Bases 207 to 2714 code for a protein of 835 amino acids.
AGUAACAGACUGAGAGAGACAGACAGACAGACAGAGAGAGAGAGAGAGAGUGCUCCACAACACUUUCCAUCAUCCUACAGAAACCCCAAAAGAUAAGUUUAUUUAGAUAUAUAUAUAUAUGUCUACAAACGGGGGGAGGAGUGUGUUCACACCGUAACGUCCUUCAGCGAAGCAGAACAGGACAGAAACACGACACCUCUCCCGAGAUGGAGUUUGCCAGCAGUCAUAUUUACGUCGGGAAACCUUCGGAGAAGUCGUGCCGCCGCGGAGACAGCGUUCGUGAAGCCCUGAGCAACGUGUCUCUGGGUGAAGGUGUUGGGGAGGCCGUGUGGGCCAGCGCCCCCCCCGCCAGUGACCCGCUGUACGACCCCGUGACCAGCAAUGCCGGGGUCCGGACGUAUGACAACCUGAGUGUGAGAGACCCCUCUGGGUGGGGGUGCACCUCCACUCCCCUCGACCCCAGCUCAGCCCCCGCCGACACGCCCCACGAUGGAUCCAUCCGCACAUACGACAACCAGAGCGUGAGGGACCCCCCUGAGGGGGGCAGCGCCCACAUCUAUUGCAAACCCCCAGCUACUGAUGCACCCGGCGACGGACCCUCACCAAAAUACGACAACAGGAAGCCCCCGGCCCCCGGCUCGGCCAUUUACGAUAUCGCAGAAGGUUCUGCUGCCCCAGCCCAGCCCCUCCCCCCGCCCCGGCCCCCCAAAACCAACAGCCUUUGCCACUCAGAACACGACAUCUACAGCUACGUGGCUUCCACCCCCUCUCCGUCCUCCUCCAUCAGGCCGUCGGCCCCCGCUGGGCUGCUCUGCAAGGACACGGGAGGUUCCGGGCCCUACUACGGCAACAGGAAGGAACCGGCGUCACCGGCCUUGGGGGCUUCGAAACCCAGAGCCCCCACCCCUCGCCCUCCUCGCAGCGGGGUCAGCAAUCUGGGCUCAGGGCAGCCUCCCCCUCUCCCCCCAAGGCCCGAGUCACUGCAGCGACUGCCUGACUAUGUGGAAGUGAUUGAGCCCCCCCACCAGCCCCAGGCCCCCCCACUCCCAGAGAGAAGUUUUCCCCAGGACAAGCCGCUGAAGGGGAAUCCCAACGUGGUGUUGGCCAAUGUGGGCAAACUGGUCCACGUCCGAAACGUCAAGCCGCAGGCCGGGAUGCCGAUCUACUGUACGGGCUGUACGGCUGCCGUCUCCUCUCUCAGUGAGAUCCAGGACCAGCCCACCACCACAUGGAGGUGUGAGUAUUGCGGGGUCAGUAACCCUCUGGAUUACCGGGUGGAGGCGGGGGGAGCCAGAGACGAUCAGACCUUUCUCCACCUCCCUGACCCGGCUAGCGCCCAGCAGCAGAACGAUUCCCUGGUCGUCUUCUGUGUGGACAUAUCCGGGAGCAUGAGCGUCACACUGCAGGUGAACCCCAGGGCCGAUCAGCAAACCAGCUACAUGUCGCGGUUACAGGCGGUACAGGAAGCCGUGAUCCAGUCCUUCCAGUACUUGUUACAGACGGCGCCUGAGAAGCGAGUGGCUCUGGUCACCUUCAACGACGAGGUGACUGUGUACGGGGACGGGAUGAGUGACCCCCGGAUGCUCAAGGAGUUUGAGCUGAUGGAUCAGGAUUACCUGAAGGCUCGAGGGCUGCAGGAGCCCCUUCCCCUCAGCAUCGCAGAGAGCAAGGCCAGCCUGGAGCAGCGGGUCAUCACGUUACAGGAGUUUGGAUCCACAGCGCUGGGACCGGCCUCGUUGAUCUCCAUAGCGAUGGCGUCGCAGAAACCAGGCUCCAAGGUGAUCAUCUGCACCGACGGCAAAGCCAACACAGCGCUCGGUAACUUGGAGGACAUCAAGGAGGACGAGAUUUACCAAUCCUCAAAGCUCUUCUACCAGCAGCUGGCGGAGUACGCAGGGCAGCGAGGGGUGAUCGUGUCGGUGCUGACUAUCGAGGGGACAGAUUGUCGGUUACAGGAACUGGGGCAGAUGGCAGACAAGACAGGCGGGAAGGUAAACAUCGUGAACCCGAUAAGUUUGUACAACGAAUUUCAGUUAAUCUUAGAGGACGACAUCAUCGCCACCAACACGACGGCCAUCUUCGUGGUCAACGAGAGCUUAUACUUUAAGCACGAGGGUGAGCCUGUGAGCAGGCUGGUCAGGUAUGUGGGCAACGUUACCAAGGACACAGAAAUCACCUUCGAAUUCGGGAUCAAGGAAGGCAGCGAACAGAAAAUCCACCAGAUGCCCUCGCUCCCAUUCCAGCUCCAGUUGGCAUUCCGGCUUCCUGAUGGCCGGCACGGUUAUCGCAUUGUGUCUCUGGACAGACCGACAACCAGCAGCAGUACAAUCGUCAAGAGUAACCUGAACCUGGCGGUGCUGCAGAUACACAGUGCCCAGCUCAGUGCCCGCCUGGUGAUGGAGGGGAGGCUACAGGAAGCUCAGAGAGAAGCCUUGGCUCAGAAAGAGCUCAUCGAGGACGUCCUAGGGAAGAGGAAAGAUGCUGAGCAGGAGGCUAUAUACGAAAGCUGGGUGGAAUCAAUGUCUCCCAUCCACGGGGAGCUCAAAGCUCAAUCCCAGGACGGAGCUCCUUUGAAUCCCAUAUAUGAGCCACUGAACACCAGACAGAACACCGCAGCCAAGUCGUUCUCUGAUGACAUUGCCAACGUGGUUUUCAAGCUGAAGAAUGCGAAGAAGAAAAUGUUCAAGAAACCAAAGUUUUUGGUGCCCAUUUGAGGAGCACAAAAAGUUACAGCCCCUCGUUCGUACCCUACCUCCUUCCCCCCCGCAGCCUCCUU